Molecule: messenger RNA, 2656 nt
Organism: Dermacentor silvarum
Lineage: Eukaryota; Metazoa; Arthropoda; Arachnida; Ixodida; Ixodidae
Product: putative sulfiredoxin
Exons: 2
Coding region: 1-492 (163 amino acids)
Biological process (GO): cellular response to oxidative stress
Cellular component (GO): cytoplasm
Molecular function (GO): sulfiredoxin activity
Source: RefSeq, a predicted model, not a curated record
AUGGCGGAAACCAAUGUGAUGGCCGAAGGUGUGGGUGCGUCUGAUGCGACCGGUAAAACAGUUUUGUAUCUUGAUAUCAGCUCUUUGGAUACAGCUGCUGGGCAAGGCAAUAUACAGAAUAUUGUCAUCAUUAACGGCGGUUUUGGUAACGCAGACAUUUCUAGUGUGCAUGGUGCUAACAUCGAAAAAGUACACGAAGUGCCUCUGGGUGACAUAACGCGGCCUAUUCCUGUUGCUCACUACGAUGAAGACAAGGUCGGACGAAUCGUAGACCUUCUUAAGAACCCGAACACGAAAGACCAGGUUGCACCUGUGGACAUACUGUGGAUCAAGGGUAGUGAAGGUGGCAACUACUUCUACUCUUUUGGUGGCAACCACAGAUUUGAGGCCCACCGCAGGCUUGGGUGCAGAACCAUUCGGGCCAAACUCAUUCGCUCAACACCUGCAGCCCUCAAUCUCUACUUAGGAGGGUCAACGCCAAAUCUCAAGUGAUUGUAGUAGUGCCUAUUGUCGGGUGCAAACUUGUGCCAACAGUUAUGAAUUGAAUUGUGCCUAGUUGCCAUUGCUGUUUCAACCGCGAUUUCAUCUGUACAAAGCUCACAUCAUGAUGAUAAAUGAAAACAGCAAGCUUCUUUUAUUUAUCAUCUGCAUGUGAGGCAUCCCAUUAAUAAAUGUAUAGAGAUACAAAAGACAUCUCUUGUUUUCUGUGUGCCCAUGAGCAUCAUUGCGCACCAUGAGCAUCAUUGAGCAAGAAGUGUGUGGGCAAGGUACCCCACAGAGUAUUCAGACCUUUGCUUCAGAACCUAGGUUUCCCGCUCAUUACAGGUACUGUUUUGGGUUCAAUAAUUUGCACAAUUUGCAGUCAUGGAGCAAAAAUUGCUGAAACGAGAUGUGCAAUAUUUGGGGUGUUAAUGGCGAGGCAUGUGCAAAUAGUAACUUUUGAGGCCAAAUUGAAUACGAAGUGAAAAGUCCCAGAACAGAAUCUAAUCGAAUACUUUUCACCAUUAUUAUAAAACUAAGUUCACAUCCUUGUACUAUAUUCAGCUUAGUGACCUUCUGUGAUUACAUUGCACAAUAUAAUGUAUUGUUGAUUAGACGUGCAAAUGGACCAUUAGGAACAAUUAAGCCAUUUUUUCACAUAUUCAGGGCUCUGUGCGAGUGUGAAUGAUGGUUUAGCUGAAAAAGCCUGGAUUCCUGAGCAGUCUUCUAUAGCGUGUUUCAUUAUGUAACCUUGUUUUUUUUCUCUACUUUGGCUGCCAGGGUAAAAUUUAUUGCACUUUUGAUCCAUUUUUAUGUUUGAUCAUGCACAUACGAUUUAAAAUAUUUAAAAAAUAUUUGUAUUUAGGGAUAGUGACAAUUUGAUUUGAAGACACAAUUGCAUAGGGCGAAAUUCUAUUUGGUUAUGCAAGAGCUUUGAAUAUUUGCAUACUCCUAUUUAUCCUUUAUGAUGAAUGUUGCCUGCAGGCAACAUAUCACAAAAAAUAUUUCUUUUUGCUAAGUUUUGCUAUUGAGUACAAAGUUUCUGGCUAUCUUCGGCCAACACUGAAUGACAACCAACAAGCAUCAUUUGCUGGUUUAGAAAAGGAACACAGGAGGAGGUAGAAGUUCGGCAGGUGACUCGCUUUCUUUUGAAAGCACAGUCAGAGGAGACAGGCCAAUGCAAGAUCUCCGGCUGCAGUGGUGUCACACAUGUGAUGUAAAGCAAAUGAAAUGUGCACCUAUGGUUCACAUAUGACGAGAGCUGUCUACAAAUUCCAAACGAAGCCAUAGGUGGCUUGGGGGAAAGCUUCCAGUUUUCUGCCCGGGGUUUCCCCCCUUAUUGCUGAAAAAGUUUCUGCAAAAUAUUUUUUUCUGUUUGUUGAUUAUGCUUGUUAUUGAUGUGUUCUGCACAUUUAGAUAGAAAAUAAUUUUUUUUGUAUUUAUAUGUGCAGUCAUUAAAGGGUUAAUGGCGAUUAGGUAGUAUACAUUACCUUCAGACUCUCCACUGCUUUUUGCAUAAAUGAAACUUUAUAACCUCAAAGAUGCAUUCAGAAACAUUACAUAUCGGGAGUUUCAUAAGUCUGAGAAAUAUUUUGAGAAAUAGUUUUUGUUUGUGGGGUGUUGGUAUAUUUGCAACCCUGAGAAAUGAAGGCAGUCAAAUUGGGUGAUUUAUGUCCCCUUCAGGUCAUUACACUCAUAAUUCAACAAUAUAAAAUACUACAGAAUCACUAAUGCAAAUAAUGAUCUUGAGAAUGUGUGUGUGUACAUCUGGAGACAUUUCUGAUUGGACCUGAUUUGUGGAAAGAAGUGAGGUAGACAACCAUGUCUUUGCCAUUGGUGCAGGCUUCUGCAUUUGUGACAGUAAGCACAGAACAGAAAGGACAUGGCUGACACAUUUUGUGUUGUCUGUGAAUUUUUAUUCGGCAUACCAUCCCUUAGUGGGCACUUCCUGGAGUGUUCCAUGCAAGUGCUUGUGUUGUGGAGAUGCAUACAGGCCUAAUGGCCUUUAUGCAGUGGGUUUACGCAGUCUCGCCUUGCCUGAAGCAUACAGCAACCCUCUCUGCCCUUGAUUUUGUUUUUCCUGCUAUGUUUUAGCUCUUUUGUUACCGUGGGAAAAUGGGCCACUUUUUGUAGGUUUUUGUGAUUAUUUUUUGUAAUAAAUAUUAUCAUGGUUACA